AUGCAUUAUGGUGAUCAUUGGAAGAAGCCCAUUCAGCCAGAAAGAUAUGAUUUUGGGGCUUUCUGGGAAAGACACAUCUUACCGGGAAAGACCAUUUUUUUAAGAAAGAGGAAUAAGAAGAAUUAUCGAAGUGUGAAGGCUUUUUAUCGUAGCGUACACAGGUCGGACGGAGCGGGCGCGGGGAACGGCAGCGGGAAGCUUCCCGCCCGGCGGAACACCGCACCACCGGCGCGGGGAAGCAUGAACGAAGGAGGAGUCCUCCGCAGAUCGAUUGACCAUCCCUUACUACAUGCGAUUUCUUGUCUGUCGACCGCCACUGUCGCUGUUGUUUUUGGGGCUGCCGACGAUGGGAGAACGCACACAAAGAGUCACCGAGCCAAAACACCCCUUUAA
Lactuca virosa is the source of this 393-nucleotide messenger RNA. The record is from the annotation of a GenBank genome assembly. NCBI's taxonomy places the organism in Eukaryota, Viridiplantae, Streptophyta, Magnoliopsida, Asterales, Asteraceae.